UGUAUUCUUCGGAAAGGCGCCUAAAAUACUGGAAUAGAAAUAAAAUUUGUCUGGUGGUGAAGAGGAAUCAUCAUCCAGAACCAAAAUGAUGCUAUCAUCCAUUAACUCCCAUUUCAACUUCCCUCCGAACACUCUCUAUUCAUCUUCCGCAGCUGAAUGCUGAUACCCACCCAAGUGUUCAUCUCUCAUUAAUACGCCUUCUCCCCAGUUCUCCACCCUUCACACACACACACACAUAUAUAUAUAUAUAUAUAUUGUUUUCUUUUCCCGAAGUUCUUGUCCUGGUGAAGUACAGUUCACUGGAAUUCGGGUCUUGAAAAUUUCAACUUUCUGGGUAACUACAUAAGUCAACGUUUGGAUGGUUUUUCACGCUUACCAGCCGAAACUCCCGGUUCUUGAUUGUUCAUCAUAAACAAUUGCUCUCUGCCAAUAAUUUCGAAGAUGGACAUCAUGAGUUCUGGGCUUUCCUCCCCUCAGUCAACUAUCAGUGACUGGAAGAUUAGACCUUUGGGCAACCAAAAAUCAAGAAACCCAUGGCAGAAAGUUUACUGUUUUGACCAAUGGAAACCACGAAAUUUCGGUGAUCACCAGAUCCACGGGUUGGAAUUUGGGGUUAAGAGGGCAAAGCGCAGGCAAAGAAACAGGUUCCCGUUGAAAUCAGUGGUCGAUGUUGGCAAAGUAUUGGAAACUGAAAGUAGCUCCACGGAAGGUGAUAGGAAUAGUAGCUUCUAUGAUGCGAUUGUUAUAGGCUCUGGGGUUGGAGGAUUGGUGGCGGCCACGCAGCUGGCAGUGAAAGGUGCCAAGGUUUUGGUUUUGGAGAAGUAUGUGAUUCCUGGAGGAAGCUCUGGGUUUUAUCAGAGGGAUGGCUUCACAUUUGAUGUUGGUUCAUCGGUCAUGUUUGGUUUCAGUGAUAAGGGAAAUUUGAAUUUGAUCACGCAAGCAUUGGCUGCAGUAGGAUGUAGGAUGCAAGUGAUACCUGACCCGACCACUGUUCAUUUUCAUUUACCUAAUGACUUCUCAAUUCAAGUGCAUAGAGAAUAUAACAAAUUCAUUUCGGAACUUGUCAGUAAGUUUCCCCAUGAAAGAGAAGGCAUUCUCAAAUUCUAUGGUGUCUGCUGGAAGAUUUUCAAUGCAUUGAACUCACUGGAAUUGAAAUCUCUGGAGGAGCCAAUCUAUCUGUUUGGACAGUUUUUUAAGAAGCCUCUUGAAUGCUUGACUCUGGCCUACUAUCUGCCCCAGAAUGCUGGCAACAUAGCUCGAAACUAUAUUAAGGAUCCUGAAUUGUUGUCCUUCAUCGAUGCUGAGUGUUUCAUAGUGAGCACGGUUAACGCCAUGCAGACACCUAUUAUCAAUGCAAGCAUGGUUAUGUGUGAUAGACAUUUUGGCGGAAUCAACUAUCCUGUUGGUGGAAUUGGAGAAAUUGCAAAGUCACUGGCAAAGGGUUUGGUUGAUCAAGGGAGCGAGAUACUUUACAAGGCAAAUGCAACCAGUAUUAUCAUUGAAGAUGGAAAAGCUGUUGGGGUGAAGCUAUCAGAUGGAAGACAAUUCUAUGCUAAAACCAUAAUUUCAAAUGCAACUAGAUGGGAUACCUUUGGUAAGCUCUUGAAAAAGGAAGAUCUGCCUGAGGAAGAAAAAAGAUUCCAGAAGGCAUAUGUUAAAGCACCAUCUUUCCUUUCUAUCCACUUGGGGGUUAAAGCUGAUGUUUUGCCUCCAGAUACUGAUUGCCACCAUUUUGUCCUCGAGGAUGAUUGGGAAAAUCUGGAAAAACCUUAUGGAAGUAUAUUCUUGAGCAUUCCAACAGUUCUUGAUAAGUCAUUAGCUCCAGAAGGAAACCACAUUCUUCACAUUUUCACAACUUCACCGAUCGAGAAUUGGGAGGGCCUCUCACGCAAAGAUUAUGAGGCAAAAAAGGAACUUGUGGCCGAAAAGUUAAUCAGCAGGCUCGACAAGAAGUUAUUCCCUGGACUUAAAUCAUCUAUUGUUUUUAAGGAGGUGGGGACACCAAAGACACACAGGCGAUACCUGGCUCGUGAUAGUGGUACAUAUGGUCCAAUGCCUCGCAGAACUCCAAAGGGCUUAUUAGCAAUGCCUUUCAAUACAACUGCUAUAAGUGGUCUGUAUUGUGUGGGAGAUAGUUGCUUUCCAGGGCAAGGUGUCAUAGCUGUAGCCUUUUCAGGAGUUAUGUGUGCACAUCGAGUGGCAGCUGAUAUAGGAUUGGAAAAGAAAAACCCAGUGCUUGAUACUGCUCUCCUUGGGGUACUUGGUUGGUUAAGGACACUAGCAUGAGAGAGUCCACACGAGAAUUUGGUGCAGAAUUCCAACUCAGUGGGAAAACCAUUAUGCGCAUUGAUAGUUGUGAAGGGAGCACUCCGAUGCCAUCAAAUGCUGUUAGCUCUUUUUUCCUUAUGUUGAUACAAUGGUCAAGAAACCAGAUUGACGUAUCUGAAAACGUGAGCUUACUUGGCAAUAAACUAUUGGUUGUAUUUUUCUUCCUUACAGAUGCUUUCAGCAAUGUACUACAGUUCAUAUCCAAAGUAACUAACUGUAUUACGUCAAUCGUUGCGGUUGACAUACGUUUUCACCAA
Molecule: messenger RNA, 2585 nt
Organism: Sesamum indicum (sesame)
Lineage: Eukaryota; Viridiplantae; Streptophyta; Magnoliopsida; Lamiales; Pedaliaceae
Gene: CRTISO
Product: carotenoid isomerase
Biological process (GO): carotenoid biosynthetic process
Molecular function (GO): carotenoid isomerase activity; oxidoreductase activity
Source: RefSeq, a predicted model, not a curated record